UAAAUGCUUUAAUAUAUUUUCCAAAUCUCGCACCGUUUUGUUCUUGAUUCUGCAGAAAUUUCCGCGAAUGAUUUAAAUCACACUCAUAUUUUCUCGCCAAACAAACGGAAUUUUAAUGUUGCAACUUUUCCUGGAAAAAAUGACGAGGCAGAACGGCGACAGGUCAGCAUGACGAGGACCAACCAAAGAUGAAUUCCUUGGCGUGCCCCACCACCACUUAAAAACGUAAGCCAACGCUCCCUAUAUUCCCUUGGUCCACUCCCAUAAGAAACUCCCCAUUAACAUUAACAUAACCAAUCCAAUUGCUCUCUCCGGCGAGGUCUCCGGACCCCCGUACGAGGGGCGGCGCUCCGAUUUCCUUCCCCCAAAUAUGGCGGAACCCGCCGAACAACCCCCGCCGCCUCCGCCGCGGCCUUUCCCGCUCUACAAGCUGCUGUCGUGGUCGCCGGACGCCGACCGUGAGGAAACGUGGCUUCGGCGGAAAACCCAAAGCAAGAUGCGGCGGAGCAAGAGCGUGACCGACGACGACGUCGAUGAGCUCAAAGCCUGCAUCGAGUUGGGCUUCGGAUUCGACUCGCCGGAGGCGGACCCACGACUUUAUGAUACCUUCCCGGCUCUGAGCUUGUACCACGCCGUAAACAAGCGUUACAGCGACAGUCUCUCGAACUCCGUGGCGUCUCUCUGCUCUUCCCCUGCUUCCGACUCUGUUUCUCCGUCCUUCCAGAGCAGCCCCGCCGCCAUAAUCAGCCACGGGGAGAAUCCGCAGACGGUGAAAGCGAGGCUGAAACAAUGGGCGCAGGUGGUUGCUUGUUCAGUACGGCAGUAUUGAUAUUUUUAUUAAUUUUUCCUCUCAGAUUCAGACUUUAGACUUUCUUUUUUGACUCGACUACAAAUUCUAAUCAAGACCAUACACAUUUAAUCUUCAAA
This is a messenger RNA of Momordica charantia (bitter melon), 927 nucleotides long. RefSeq lists its product as uncharacterized. The record is from RefSeq and is a predicted model, not a curated record. NCBI's taxonomy places the organism in Eukaryota, Viridiplantae, Streptophyta, Magnoliopsida, Cucurbitales, Cucurbitaceae.